AUGCACGCCCCAUAUGUCACUACGCUCAUCGGCACACUCAGGACCGGCUUGCUAGGCACUAGCAACGCCAUGGCCGUGCAAACUCCAAACAACAGCACCAGUGUCCUCCAACCCAUCCAGGAGAAAAUGGGCGUCAACUGCCAAGGCGGCUACGGCUGCGAUCACUUCGACGCUACGGGCAAGAAAAACGGCAAGACAGCAGUGAUCGACUACAUCGUGUCCGCCAUCGACGGCGUCGACCAGAACCGCAUAUACCACAACGGUGAGCGCAUCGCCUGCCAGCCCGGAAGCUACCAUUACGACAUCGGGCUUCACACCGGGGAAACUGUAGGCGGUAUCUGCGCUUUUCUGUAG
Messenger RNA from Recurvomyces mirabilis, 354 nucleotides. RefSeq lists its product as uncharacterized. Lineage: Eukaryota; Fungi; Ascomycota; Dothideomycetes; Mycosphaerellales; Teratosphaeriaceae. The record is from RefSeq and is a predicted model, not a curated record. The coding region runs from base 1 to 354 and encodes 117 amino acids. Gene Ontology annotation, cellular component: extracellular region. The transcript has a single exon.